Messenger RNA from Ruditapes philippinarum (Manila clam), 1081 nucleotides. RefSeq names its product tubulin gamma-1 chain. Gene Ontology annotation, biological process: meiotic spindle organization; mitotic cell cycle; mitotic sister chromatid segregation. The record is from RefSeq and is a predicted model, not a curated record. Lineage: Eukaryota; Metazoa; Mollusca; Bivalvia; Venerida; Veneridae. Gene Ontology annotation, cellular component: centrosome; microtubule; cytoplasm. Gene Ontology annotation, molecular function: structural constituent of cytoskeleton; GTP binding.
UCACAAAUUCACAAUUUCUCUUGAAAACUAGUCUACAAGAUAUGGUUGCCGCGGAACUUUAGAAAGAAAUUUUGAAGUUUUCAGGCUUUACGUGCUGUUUUAAUUUAGAAUGCCUCGAGAAAUAAUUACAUUACAACUGGGACAAUGUGGGAACCAAAUUGGUAUGGAGUUUUGGAAACAGCUUUGUGCAGAGCAUGGCAUUAGUCCAGGUGGUAUGCUGGAAGAUUUUGCCACUGAGGGCACAGAUAGAAAAGAUGUAUUCUUUUAUCAGGCUGAUGAUGAGCAUUACAUUCCUCGUGCAGUUCUCUUGGAUCUUGAGCCUAGAGUGAUAAACACAAUCAUGAAUUCCCCAUACAGUAACUUGUAUAAUCCUGAAAAUAUUUACCUGUCAAAACAUGGAGGAGGUGCUGGUAACAACUGGGCCAGUGGCUAUGGCCAGGCAGAACAACUGUAUGAGGAAGUGUUUGAUAUUAUAGAUAGAGAAGCUGAUGGCAGUGACAGUCUUGAGGGCUUUGUACUGUGUCAUUCUAUAGCUGGAGGGACAGGCUCUGGUAUGGGGUCAUACAUACUUGAACGUUUAAAUGACAGGUUUCCAAAGAAAUUAAUUCAGACAUACUCUGUGUUUCCUAACCUUGAUGAGAUGUCAGAUGUUGUGGUGCAGCCAUAUAACUCUAUAUUAACCCUGAAACGUCUCACCCAGAAUGCAGAUUGUGUCGUGGUUUUAGACAACACAGCAUUGAACAGAAUAGCAGCUGAAAGAUUACAUAUAGAUGCUCCUUCUUUCGAACAAAUUAAUCAACUCGUAUCAACUGUAAUGUCAACAUCGACGACAACACUUCGUUACCCUGGUUACAUGAACAAUGAUCUGAUUGGUUUAAUUGCGUCUCUUAUACCCACACCAAGAUUACACUUCCUGAUGACAGGUUACACUCCACUUACUACAGAUGCUCAGGUGGCAAGUGUGAGAAAAACAACGGUACUAGAUGUAAUGAGAAGGUUAUUACAGCCUAAGAAUAUGAUGGUAUCUACCCCAGUAACACGACAUACAAACCAUUGUUAUAUCUCUAUAUUAAAUAUCAUA